AAAGUAAAAUCGUUUUCUUCGGUCACAACCGAAUAUAACAUGCUCACAAACUAGAUUGGGUUUUUUUGGUUAUCGUGUGUGAAUGUGACGUCGGGCUGUGUAUAGAAUUUGGCAUUGGCAACUUGACUGUAUAUAUAUGUGUAACUAUUAGAUUGGGUUAGUUGUGAUGGGAAGUUGACAGUGGCAAAGAGUUUGGGCGGGUGUAGUGUAUAGCUUUUCGGUCGUCUCGGGAGUCCUGGCUGUUGAUAUUGUAUAACAUCCAGCCACUAGAUAUAUUCUAGUGUGUAGUUGGGAGAUGUUGUAGCUUAGACGAUGAGGAUGUUUGAUGGGAGGUCUCUGUAAAUGUCGAAAGACGGGCGACUGCUGUGUGUAUGUGUGUGUGUGGGUGGGUGUGUGCUAUCGGCAGCUGCAGCUGCCAGCCAAGGUACUCACUCAAACUAUCCCGAAUGUGUGAGUGAGAGGGCCUUGUAUGUGUGUAUCUAUUCCGUUGAAGGAAAACGGCGAUAGCCAUCCAGCAGUGACACACACCGACAUCAGAGUCUCUCCACAUGUUUUAAGAAGAAGAAGAAGAAGAAGGCGGAGGCGUAAAUAAGCGCGUGCCAUCAGGUGAACGCGCUCUCUCGGCUCUAGUAGUCCCCACUUUUCUUUUUUUUACCCGGGUGUAGUAGUAGCUACUACUACCCCGAUGGAAAAAGGGGGGAGGAGCCAAAGCGGAGAGAGGGGCAGGGAGACGGAGGCAAAAGAGACAAAACGGUAGCCACCCGCUCCAACCGAAGCCAGUCGAGUUCCGAGCUCCUGACAGUGAACUACAUGUACGCACCCUCUAGCUCCUUAUCAUUUUCCCCUUUCCAAUUUUUCGAGCAAGUUAUUUUUUAGAAAAAAUUCGGUUUGGUUAAAGUUAUUGGUCUGAUUUGAAAAAAAACUUUUUGCGGUGAAUUUGCGGUUCAUGUGAAAUUGGAAUUUUUGGUUUUUUCGGUUGUUCUUCGGUGUUGUUGUUGUUGUUUCAAUAAGAAGAAGAAGAAGAAGAAGAGAUGGCCACGAUGGCAAAGUUCAAGUGUCUCCUGGUUCUGCUGGUGGCCGUCAUUUCCGUCUGCCGAUCACAAGUCGAUCCUGCGGCGACGUCAACGACGACCUCCUCCUCCACUACGGACAUGUUGUUAACGACCUCCAGUUCGGGAUUGGACGGAGCCAUUCUGCUCCGGGCCGAAGGCCUCCGACUCGGCGAACUCUCCAAGCAAAUGGCCGAAACCAACCGGGCGCUGGAAGAGUUGCUGGCCACCAAACUGCGCGACAUUCACUACGCCUCGGUGAUUGGCGAAUUACGGGCCGAAAUUGAUUCUCUCAGACGUGACAUGGAACACGUCAAGGAAGCGACGACAGCGUCGACGGCGUCGUCGGGACGGAACGACGUCACGGCCGAGCCUACGGCGACGUCGUCGGAGAACGAGCAGAAGACGCUGCACUGGCUCCAGUCGUCGCUGGCCGAGAUGAAGGGCGAAAUCCUCGAUCUGAAUCGCUCCGUCAACGUGUCGAGGCAGUUGCAGCAGCAGCAGGAGACGGCCGGCCAGCUCCAGCUGACCCGCUUCGACGUCACAGUACUGCAGGCCCAGGUGGCCGACGAGGCGGCUUACCGCCAGCAGAUCAAUCAAUCGAUCCAGCAAGUCGACGACGACGUCCAACGGCUCGACCACCACCAGCAACUCAACGCGGCCCAAUUGGAGCGGCUCGAGAACAACGUAAGUUAUGAGAUUUCACAUCUAUAUCCAGCAUCCCAUCCCAUCCAUCCGCCCUAG
Messenger RNA from Daphnia pulicaria, 1793 nucleotides. RefSeq names its product chromosome-associated kinesin KIF4-like. The record is from RefSeq and is a predicted model, not a curated record. Bases 1032 to 1793 code for a protein of 253 amino acids. NCBI's taxonomy places the organism in Eukaryota, Metazoa, Arthropoda, Branchiopoda, Diplostraca, Daphniidae. The transcript has 2 exons.